CGCCUCCGUGCGGAGGUCAGGAAUACUUCCGUGACUGUCGGAUCGGCGAGCAGGCGGCGGUGGCCGCGGUGAGGGGCGGUGUCGGGACUGCGGGGCUUCCCGCAGGUGAUGCUGCAGCCAUGUCAGAUAAGGAUGCUACAGAGACUCCAGCGGUGACCGAAGCAGCCUCGAUCCUUACAGAUGAGAACCGAGAGCCAGUAGAGAAGCCAGAGAAUAAAUGUCAGCCUGCAGUGUCCACCCGGAAAAGACCAGAGACCAGGCCUUCCAGUGACCUGGAGGCCUCGGAACUUCCUGCUCAGCAGGAGACUGCUUCUAAAGAUGCAUCUCAGACGGGAUGGGGCUACUGGGGCAGUUGGGGCAAGUCUCUACUCUCCUCAGCCUCAGCUACAGUAGCUACAGUAGGACAAGGUAUUUCAAAUGUCAUUGAGAAGGCAGAGACUUCUCUUGGGAUUCCUAGCCCCACUGAAAUUUCAGCUGAAGUCAAGCAAGCAGCAGGAGAAACAAGUGCCGCUGAGAAUGGAAGCUUACUAGUGUCUGGGCCAUUCGGGAUGCUCUCGACCAUCUCAACAGCUGUGCAGAGCACGGGCAAAAGCGUUAUCAGUGGAGGUUUGGAUGCCUUGGAAUUCAUUGGGAAGAAGACAAUGGAUGUCAUAGCAGAAGGGGAUCCUGGAUUUAAAAGAACCAAGGGCCUGAUGAUCCGGAAUUCUACACUGUCACAGGUUUUACGAGAGGCAAAGGAUAAAGAAGAGCAGUGGCCUUCCAAUGAAGUAACCAUGGAAACAGACAAGAAAACUCAUUAUGGGCUACUCUUUGAUGAGUUUCAAGGUCUUUCACAUCUAGAAGCUCUGGAGAUGCUUUCCCGAGAAAGUGAAAUAAAGGUGAAAUCUAUCCUUAGUUCUCUGAGUGGAGAAGAACUACAGACAACUAGACUUGAGCUAGAGCAGCUCAAAGAAGCCUUUUCCCUAGCAGAGUUCUGUGAGGAAGAGGAGGAGGAGAGACAAGGGGAUGAAGAUUUUACCAAGGAGAUAACAGAACUGAUUGCUCAGCUUCAUGUCUCUUCCCGACCAGAGAAACUUGCCAGGGCAAGAAACACAGCCUACGAAUGGAUCAGGACGUCUCUAGCUAAGCCAGUAGCAGAGAAAGAAGAAGGGGAAAAACAGUUGGAGGCAGAAAAUACUGAGGAAGCCCAGAAACAUUCAAUAGAGGACAUCCAUGCAUUUGCAAUCCGGAGCUUAGCAGAGUUGACUGCCUGCUCAAUUGAAUUGUUCCACAAAACAGCAGCGUUGGUUCUGCAUGGCCAGAAGCAGGAGGUGACAGCCUUAGAAAGGAGCCAGACUCUCUCCCAGAUGACAGUCAUGCUGUGUAAAGACCUGGCCUCUCUGUCUAAAGAGUUCACCACCUGCCUGACCACAGCUGGGGUCAAAGAGAAGGCAGAUGUUCUCAACCCGUUAAUCACCGCAGUGUUUCUAGAGGCCUCAAACAGUGCCUCCUACAUUCAAGACGCCUUCCAGCUUCUCCUGCCUGUGCUGCAGAUCUCUCUCAUCGAGAGCAAGACAGAGUCCCCAGAUGUGAGCCACCAGCCCAGAGACCUCUGACAGAGCGCUGAGGAGCAGCGGAGAGGCUGCCUGAGACUGUGAGAGCAGAGACUCUGACUUUGCUCCGGGACGCCCUGCAGCCAGACGGAGACGUAGUCUGAGUGUGUGAGAGCGCAGGCAGGGCGCAGGCAGGGCGCAGGCUCACGGUGCUCGGCUCUCACCGCUCUUCCCAGCCUUAUAAGUAAUACGUUAUUUAAAAAAGCGUAUUCCAGGAAAGUCAGCGGGACAUUCUGGCAGAAAUGCUGGAUUUUCUUACAAAGAUCAGAAAACACUAAAGGCUGGCAUGGAUGUCAUUUACAGCCAGAGGUAUAAUUGUUAAACAGGAGAGAACAAAACCUCAACUUGCUGUCCUGCGGAUUAUGACAUUCUUCGUACCCUGGGUUUUUUCCUUUCCAUAAUAAAGCCGGUGGCUUUUAGAGAGCUGACACUCCAUUGGCCCUCAGGCAGAUGGUCAGACAGAGCUGUCCCCCCUUCACCU
Rattus rattus (black rat) is the source of this 2073-nucleotide messenger RNA. It is a transcript of the gene Fam114a2, whose product is annotated as family with sequence similarity 114 member A2. The transcript is spliced from 14 exons. Bases 120 to 1595 code for a protein of 491 amino acids. The record is from RefSeq and is a predicted model, not a curated record. Lineage: Eukaryota; Metazoa; Chordata; Mammalia; Rodentia; Muridae.